CCUAUCUACUACAGUGAACUUGUAGAACUUUGGACAAUGUGCUGCUCCGGGGAGAGAUGACCGAUGAUAAAUCUCACUUAGACAUGACCAACAACAAACCCAAAGUAGAAGGCCGGAGCGAUGAAGCCGAGGGCCCGGAUGGAGGCUGGGGCUGGGUGCUGGUUGGCGCCCUGUUUGUCAGCACAAGCCUCGUGUUUGGCCUGAUGCGUAGCUUGGGGGUCUUCUUUGUGGAGUUUGUCCAGUACUUUGAGGAGAGCGCUCAGGCCAUCUCCUGGAUCUCAUCCACGGGCCUGGCAGCACAGCAGUUCUUCAGUCCGCUGGGUGCAGCACUAUGUAAUGCAUAUGAUGCCCGGGUGGUGGUGAUGACAGGGGGCAUUCUCGCUGGACUCGGCCUCAUACUUGCCUCGCAAGCCACCUGUCUUGUUCACCUCUACCUCACCAUGGGUCUUAUUUCUGGUUUGGGCUGGGGGCUGAUCUUUACUCCCAUGGUAGCUACAGUCAUGGCUAACUUCACUCGCCGGCGCACCUUGGUGUUGGGACUGGCGUUCUCCAGCAUUGGCCUGUCCUCCUUCGCAUUCAACCCGCUCUUCCAGAUGCUGGUGGAGAUGUACGCCUGGCGAGGGGCCCUUCUAAUUCUGGGGGGUCUCAGCCUGAACAUUGUACCCUGCGGGGCUCUCAUCCUCCCUCAGCGGCACUCUAAAGUCCCAGCAAAGGUGGAUUCAGAGAGCAGGUCAUCGCGUGCUUCAUUGCUGAAUCGAAUCUCCUCCUAUCUGGAGCUGUCGCUGCUCCUCGAGAGGCCUUAUAUUACCUACACGUUGGCCGUCACUCUUCUUAAUGUCGGCUACUUUGUGCCGUAUUUCCACCUUGUGGCCCACAGCCGCCAAGCUGGUUUCUCAGAAUACCAAGCUGCUUUUGUCAUGUCAGCUGCCGGUGCUACAGACAUUUUGGGCCGCGUAGUGUCAGGAUGGUUCUCAGACCUACGUCACUUUCGGCUGAUUCAUUUACUGACCAUGUGGACAACGCUGGCAGGAGUGUUCAUCAUGUUGCUGCCUGUGAGCUCCUUGUCUGGUUCCUACAUUGCACUGAUUGGGACCAGCCUCCUCUACGGCUUCUCCUCCGGGGCGUUGACAUCUCUGGUCUUUGCGGUGGUGCCCAUGAUUGUGGGUGUGGAGCGCAUGAUGGGGGGCCUUGGGCUGCUGCAGCUCAUUGAGAGUGGCGCAGGACUGCUUGGGACACCUAUGUCAGGGUUGCUCAAGGAUAUCACAGGCAACUACAUUGCUUCCUUCAUGGUAGCAGGCAGUUUUGUCAUUCUCGGUACUUUGACCAUGGCCACCCUGCCUCACUACUUUUCCUGCACAGACCCAAUGCCCCCUCAAAGACGUUUACUUGAUGACAAAGAUGGGUGUUUACAUUCAGAGUUGAAACUGUUGAAUAGUGUGUCUUCUGACAAGAAUCACAAAGGUGUUAAUGAUCUGACCGAUGAAGUAACCAAAUAUCCACGCGACUGUGUGGGUUGAUACUCUUCAGUUCAGCCAAUGCAACGAUGGCGCCUACCUGAAGACCCCAUCAUGCUGCUCCAUGUGUUUGUAUUUUACCUCAGAGAUUGAGACCCAAAGAAGCUAACUGAAAACUCUGACUGCAUAAACUUUAAGUUAAAGUAUAAGUUCCUCAAUCUGUUAGUUUAAUGCUUGCACAAUGCUUAGUAAACCCUGAAUCACAUGCAGGUGUGAGGUUGCUUUACAUGCACAGAAGGACGGCAUGCAAAAUAGGAAAUAUGAAAGAGAAUGUGAAUGUGAAUGCAUACUUGACAAGGACAAAAACAAACCACUUACAUUAUUUUUUUUUCUUAGCUCAUGUGGAUGUAAAAUGAAUGUGACUAUGUUGCUGUAAGAAUGGUUACAUUUUGCAUAUACUCUACAUGUAUUAUCCUCAUUUCUAUUAUAUCCAGCUGAUCAGCAUGGCUGGAUUAAUUCACUAUUGACCCGUCUGUCCCUUAUGCUCUGUGCAUUGUGCAUUGUGCAUGUCCAUCCUUACAUAACGGUGAGUACAUAUGACAUUAUUUGUAUAGUACUUUUAUAGUACUCAGUAAACAGCCCCUCUACAAGACAGUCUCAGGUCAUGAAAACAAUUUUUUUUAGUAUUUCUGCUUUUAUUGUGCCUAUUUGUGUAUUCUCCAAAAAAACAAAUGACUGUUGGUCUUUACACUGUGUAAUUUGUGGAUAUAGAUUUAUGAAUUAACCCUCUGAGGACAAAAGACACACCGGACGUGUUCAAAUGAUGUUUGACAAAACUCCUACUCAGAAGUACUAUUCAAUUCAAUUUUAUUUAUAGUAUCAAUUCAUAACAAGAGUUAUCUCAAGACACUAUACAGAUAGACCACACUCCAGAACCAAGGCGACAGCUGCUACCCUGAUUUUGGAGCCUCUCUGAUCCAAGGGAACAUCUCUGAUCCAAGAUCAUGAUACUACAAAAUUUCAUCUGACAUUUAUUUACUAUUUUAUGACCUAAGAUUUUGGUGAACUCAUUUCAAGCAUCAAAACAAUUUGUAUAACACAUAAAUUAGGGUUUGUUUUCACAAGAGAUUUCAGGAAUUUCAAAGCAAACUUCAAUGUGUCAGCUCUAGCCCCAAAUAAUCUCUUCACAUUUCUCUAGAAAAAAAAUGAGGGUGUCACUACUCAGAAAGUUGGGUUUGCUCUGAACAUUUUGAUAUGAAACACAUGGGGAUCAGUUAUAUGCAAAUACCUUAAUAAAGUAAAAUUA
Molecule: messenger RNA, 2760 nt
Organism: Etheostoma spectabile (orangethroat darter)
Lineage: Eukaryota; Metazoa; Chordata; Actinopteri; Perciformes; Percidae
Gene: slc16a13
Product: solute carrier family 16 member 13
Exons: 6
Coding region: 57-1517 (486 amino acids)
Biological process (GO): transmembrane transport; monocarboxylic acid transport
Molecular function (GO): monocarboxylic acid transmembrane transporter activity
Source: RefSeq, a predicted model, not a curated record